UACGACUUUCUUGCACGAGCGAGGGGAAUAAAGAACCGUAAGAGAAGAGUGUGAUGUGGAGAGAGAGAGAGAGAAAGAGAGAGAGGGAGAGAGAGAGAAAGCAGCAGCAGACAGGCGGAGAGAGAGAUGGAUGGAGUGAGAAUAGAGAAGAGGGGAGAUCGAGGCAGGAUGCCGGUAAGAAGAGGAGGAGGAAGUAGAUGAGGAAGAGUACGAAGUAGUGGGAGUAAAGGCGCGCGAGAGAACCAGCGAGCUAACUAAAUACGAUCGUCCGAUCGUCCUUCUUGUACCCGCCCUCUCGGGCUUACGUGGGGAAACCUAGUGGGCCGUACGUCGACGGUGAUUGGUCAACGGUCGUUAGUCGACUCAUGGUGUCGGUGGCGCCUCCCAAGAUCAACCAAUUGCGUAUAGUUCUCCUACUUCUUUUUAUCUCGCUGUAUUUACGUCGAAGGACGAAGCAUAUUCCUCCCCCCGCGCUUUCAGCACGUUCACGUCAUGCAACUACUACUAAAUAUCAUAUUUCCAUCUCUUUCGCACUCUACCCCCUCCAUCGAACCAAAUACACGUAUUUGCAGUGUGCGCGUGUGUCCGGUUUGUCUAUAUGGUACGAAUACAGGAGAGGAAAGAGGACAUUUUCGUUUCGGGAUCCGUCUAAGUUGAACGCGUUUUCUGCGGAGAGAGGAUCGUCUCCCGCUCGUUAACGUAUGUAGUUUCUCUCUCCGUCUUUCUCCCCCCUCCCUUUCUCUCUGCGUGUGGUUUCUCGUCGCGUAUAGUAAGGUACAUCGCUUUCGCCGAAAGAGUUCGUAUCGUACCGUGCUUGCUGCGUGUUUCUCUCGUCUUAUAUUUUCUUCGUUUCAUCCUUGUGUGUGACGCAUUUAUAUAAGGUUUACCUUCGAACCUCAAAAAGAGGAAGGAAGGGAGGAUUUUACGUUUUCCCGUAGAAGCGCGCGUGCGUGUGUAUAUUACCGACGUUGUGACUGUGUAUCUCUCUUUCUUUCCCCCUACCUCUUCCUCUUUAUCUCUCUCUCUCUCUCUCUCUUUGUAGAUAUAUGUACGUGUGCGUAGUAUGUGACAGAACGUCGUAAAAGACGCGCGACGUUGUCGGAUCGUCGAGAACUCUUCAAAACAGGAGAGAGAGAGAGAGAGAGAGAGAGAGAGAGAGAGAGAGGACGACGUAUUGCACUGUCGUCUGUAUUGUAAUUUUUGUUACACGACAGAUAAGAAAGUUAGCCGAUCGAUCGUUGAGGAAGAGCUAGAAGAGGUGGAGGAGGAAGAGGAGGCGAAAAAAGAAGAGAGGAAAUACGCUUCCUACCGAUCAAUUCGUUAAAAAAAUCGAGAGAUCGUGAGAAAGGCGCUUAUAGAGACGCUUCGAUUUUACCGGUGGUGCGCCAGUGACAUUUGGUACGGUGUUAUCGACGAAACGGACGUGGCAACGUUGCAUCGAACACUCGCACAUCACGAGCACGCACACAUAUACAGAAAGCAGAAGGGGACUCGGAGCUGUCGAGCUGGCUGGCUGGCUAGCAGGCAGACAGGCAGGCAAGCGAGCGAACGAACGAGCGAUAGAGCGAGCAAGAGGCUUUCUUGUUCCGAGGACGGUGCUUCUGCUCACGCUGUCUUUCUUUUCUUUCUACCUCCAUUGCUCUUGCUUUUCUCUUCUUUUUCCUCUCCCCAUCGUGAUCGUUCAACCGUGCGCACACGCUCUAUCCUUUUUCUUUCUACUGUUCUCCCUCUCUCUCUUUCUAACCCCACCACGUCUUACUGUCUUUCCUCUUUUCCUCCUACUUUUCUCUUUCUCUCUUACGCGGCAUCUUUUACGCAUCACUACCGUUCAGAACUCCUUCCUCCCUUUCCUUUACUUCAGGUUGUCUCUCUCUUUCUCUCUCACUCUCUCUUUCCCCUACCCGCAACCAAAAGCGACUCGGGCGAGUCCAUUACGCUUUUGAGGGGAGUUCGGUAGACUUCGGCUCUAGUCGGCCUCGAUCCGCAGAAUGUGUUAGACGGUCCAAGUUGGACGCUCCAGUUUUCCGCACUCAUAUUCGCUAUUCUGUGAUCACGGAUAUUGUCGAACUAUCUUUGAUCCAUUGUUCGAUUAUCCAUCGAUCGACCAAUCUCCGAUAGACACUCAAUUUUCCUGAUCCGUCUGAGACGCGUUCGAUCAGCGUAUAUCCAUGCGACGGCCAUGUUUGGUGUUUACGAGGCGAGGGAAAAUUGCUGACGUCACGAACCCCGAUCUCGCCCGAAGGGAGCAGCAGCAGCAGCAGUAGUAGCGGCGGCGGCGCGACAACCGCGGCAGCGGUGGCGACAGCGCAAGUAACAGUAACAGAUUACGAAUGAAACAAGUAAUAACGACAUCGACAACGGGAGAAAGAGCAAGACAAAACAUACAAAUACUGGAAUAAAAACGUUUUUACCGUUCGAAUCCAGGAUAAAUAACGUGAGUUUUCAGCCAGCAGUUGUAAGAGAUAGUGAAAGGAGAUUUGGUGCACGAAAUAACGAAAGUUGUUACGUCAAUUAAGAAAAAGAAAAAUAAAACUAAAGACCAAAAUAAUUUUAUACCGAACUAUACAAGUGGAUCAUCAAAGUGACACAAGUAACUCAUCAAAAAGGCACGAUUUACCGCGUUAAAUUCGCUUCUCGAUGAGACGUGCGCGUAGGUCAUCCUCGCUCGUCUCCGCCGGUCUUACCGGAACUAUCGGACAUUUCGAAAAACAUCGGUCGCUGUGGCAGCACGCCGUUGUAUAGCGGGCCAACCGUGAACUGUCGUUCGGUCGCCAUCACCAUUGCCGCCGCUGCCACCACCACCACCACCACCACCACCACCACCACCACCGCUACCGCCAUCGCCAUUGCCACCGCCACUACCAUUACCAUACCGCUCUCUUAGUAGCCGUGAUACACACGACCAGUGCAAAAAACAUUGUGCAAUGCUGAAUAGUGCCCUCAUAGUAAUCGCGGUUGUACACCGAACGGAACGCGUCGAUACAUACCACUUUUUACAUACGACAAUCGACCGUCGUGAAGAAAAAUGUUUCUAACGUAUGAAAUGUUUUCGGAACCAUUUUAAAACCUGUUUUCUUUAAUUGUUCCCGUGUUGAAGCGCAUUUAUUUUAAUCGUCCCAAUUGCAGUUUUUUCAUCUACCACAUUUGAUCCCCAGGAUAUCCCUAUGACUGUGAAAGAAAUAAAUUUGGUGCAUCUCGAUGUCGCUAUCAUCCAUAUUUUUCUCUUUACCGUUGUCAUCGUCGUCGAGUAUUACGUACAACGGUAGCGAGAAAUCUCUACGAACGAUGAUGAUGAUUUAUUCGUUACGCGCGUGAAACUUCUCUGCGCGUUACGUGUUUUCUCUUUUUCGUGCACACGUUCGUCCGUGUGUGUCAGUGUGGAUACGUCUGUUUUUCUGGUGCGUGAUUCUAUGGUACACGCGUUCCGCUGCAUACAAUCUGUGUGUUUGCAGCGACACCAUUUUUUUAACGUAUUAGUGUCACUGGUGCGUAUGAUCGGCGAUCGUGGACGGUGUACAAAACCGUCGUCAAAGUGCAUCGCCUCUCCGUUGAGGACGAAGACGACGACACAGUGACCACGAACAGUACAUAGGUGUCAUGGAUCUCGGUGACAGGGUUUACGCCGCCGAGCGGAUCACGAAGAAGAGGGAAAGGCGGGGAAAGGUGGAAUAUUUUGUUAAAUGGAAAGGAUGGAGUAAAAAAUAUAAUACAUGGGAACCGGAGGAAAAUAUUUUAGACGUGAGGCUGAUCGAAUUGUACGAGGAGAGUUUAAAAAGCGGAGAUGUAUCUACGAGAAGGCCAAGGCGAAGGGAUACAAGAUACAAUGAGCAAGUAUUGGCCAAUCUCGUGGUUGUCGAAGAACCUGGUGGAGACGAAAGAGUAGGAGAAGAUAGUCAGGACGAGUCAACGACGGGUAGCACAUCUGCACCGCAUUUGAAUCAUGUCACUCCCGAUGAGGACACGUUACCCAGUUCGUUAGACGGACAAGAAUCUCCUACACCACCUGAGUUAUUGGCAUCAACGUUCAGUGUUGACUCGGACAGCUCGAACAGUAGCGUUGAUAUAACCUUACUUCCAAGGAGAGAACCAGCUGGUACCAAGAGAAAAGCUGAGGUUCUCAGUAAGGAGUCUGGAAAAAUCGGCGUUACAAUCACUACGAGCAGUCCAAGCAGUGGCAGUAGUAGUAGUCCGCCACCGAAUAAAAUACCACGUUUGUUGCCAUUAAAAAGCAAUUCACCGUCGUCUUAUCAUGGACACAAAGUAAACGGUAGAAGACCAUCAUCCUCGAGCGUGAAAUCCACACCUGAAGAGCCAUUACCAGCAGUGCCAACGACAUUGGCCCCGCCGGUACAAGACAAGAAACGACCGGAAGCAGACGUACCUCAUGGUCCACCGCCCUCUUUACCUCGUACUCCAUCAACCGCUUCGCUAUCUCCUCAAGUGGACACACCUCUGGAUCAACCAAUGAAAAAGAGGCAUUUACCCGAACAAAAACAAGAAAAGACUAGCAAUUCCACGACAGUAGAUGCGAACGGUCACAAAUCACCGAGUCCUACGGAUUCCUACACGAAUAACAAUAGGUUAACCGCAAUAGUCAAUGGCCAUCAUAGUCACGAUAAUAAUAUUAAUAAUAACAAUAACAACAGUAAUAAUAAUAAUAAGAAUAAUGCAACGAGCAUCAAACAAACUGAAAUUACGAGGUCCGAGAUGUACGUUCCUUUGUCGAGUCCCGGUACGGAGUAUUGGCAUGCGAGAAAUCCGGUUGCCGAUCAAGUUUUCAUAACGGACGUCACCGUGAAUCUUAAAACGGUUACCAUUAGAGAGUGUAAGACGGAAAAGGGAUUUUUUCGCGAGAGAGAUCCCAAAAGCGACAUUUAUUAACCCUUUCUAUGAAAAAAAAGGAAGAGACAGAUACUUCCUUUGACUUGUAUUAAAUCGUUGUAAAUACAUAAAUUAUUUUCACACAUCGAUUAUUAUGUGUCUGCGUAAAUCGUUAUCGACCUCAUUGUCGUCGAGCGAUUAAAAAAAACUUACUUUUUAACGAUUUAAUUGUAUAAACUCACGGUUGCGUUAAGAGACGUUUAAUAAUAGAAAUUAAUAAAUCGAGAGACGUCGUAAU
Messenger RNA from Vespa crabro (European hornet), 5119 nucleotides. Its product is annotated as polycomb group protein Pc-like. NCBI's taxonomy places the organism in Eukaryota, Metazoa, Arthropoda, Insecta, Hymenoptera, Vespidae. Bases 3598 to 4881 code for a protein of 427 amino acids. The transcript has 5 exons. The record is from RefSeq and is a predicted model, not a curated record.